Sodiomyces alkalinus F11 is the source of this 3265-nucleotide messenger RNA. RefSeq names its product amidohydrolase. The record is from RefSeq and is a predicted model, not a curated record. Gene Ontology annotation, biological process: N-acetylglucosamine catabolic process. Lineage: Eukaryota; Fungi; Ascomycota; Sordariomycetes; Glomerellales; Plectosphaerellaceae. Gene Ontology annotation, molecular function: N-acetylglucosamine-6-phosphate deacetylase activity. Bases 168 to 3098 code for a protein of 976 amino acids. The transcript is spliced from 2 exons.
CUGUGGUCUAGAGCUACGGAAAUCAGUCUGCAUCUUGGCCGUUGAUUUUCUUUUUUGGAGGGUCAGGUGUACGACUUUACAAAACCUCUUCAUUCUUUCUUAACAGAACUAAUAGCCCGCCUGGGUCACGGGGUUGGCUUGGUUGGCUUACAGUCUCGAGCCAUACCAUGGGACCCAAUAUCAAGGGUCGCUAUGAGCCUGCCCCUUCUGCCGAAGGGAACACAAAACGGCAAGGCGUGGAGGUGGGCUCACAUCGCUCCAGACGAUGGGUGCGUCGCAGGAGAAGCCUCAAGGUCAUUUCCCUGUCUUGCCUAGCAUGUCUUGCCUUCAUCGCCUUUGCCCAAUGGAAGCAAAUACUCCCGCCAACCCGCAAACCUCUGCCUCUGCUCUCAUCCAACCAACUCCAGGAGGACCUCCGAACCUGUUCUGAACUUCGCAAAAAGCCCCAGGACCCUAGAGGAAUCGGUCGGGAACGGAACGCGCGCCAUGUCCAAGGCCACAAACCGACUCUGAUUCGGAACGCCACUAUCUGGGUGGGAGAACCCGAACCAGGAACAUCACCCGAGGAAGCACGCGCCGGUAAGGGAUACUCGUGGGUUCGGGGCGACAUAUUCUCUCAGAAUGGUCUCAUCCAAAGGGUCGAGUCCCAUAUCUCGCCCGACUCGGUCCCUGAAGACACCCUCAUCUGGGAUGCCGGCGGCCGCCAACUUACCAGCGGCAUCAUCGACAUGCACUCCCACACCGGCGUGAGCCCUCUCCCCGACCUCGCCGGCACCGACGACACAAACGAACUCUCCAGCGACACAACGCCCUACGUACGCUCCAUUGACGGGUUCGACCCGCUCGACCCCCAGAUCCAGGUCAUCAAGUCGGGCGGCGUCACCACGUCCCUCGUCCUGCCCGGCUCCGGAAACAACAUCGGCGGCGAGGCCUUCGUCUUCAAACACGCCGUCGGCGACCGCGACGGCCGGCCCGAGAUCUCCGCCCGGGACAUGCUGGCCGACCCGGACCGCAACUGGCGCUACAUCAAGAUGGCCUGCGGCGAGAACCCCAAGCGCGUCUACGGCCGUAUCGGUCGCGGCCCUUUCUCCCGCCUGGGCGAGAGCUGGGAGUUCCGCCACGCCUUUGAACAGGCUGCUGACCUGGUCCGGAGGCAGGACGAUUGGUGCCGCCGCGCCGACACCCUGGGCUUGGAGAGUAUGGACGAGUAUCUACCCCGCGACCUGGCCUGGGAGACUCUGGGUGCCGUAUUGCGCGGUCAGGUUCAUGUGAAUACGCACUGCUAUACUGUUCCCGACCUGGAGGCUUUUGUUGAUCACACCAACGAAUUCAAAUUUCCCGUGCGGGCCUUUCACCAUGCCCACCAGACUUUUCUUGUUCCCGAGAUCUUGAAGCGGGCCUGGGGCGACCGGCCGCCAGCAUCUGCCCUCUUCGCCGAUAACAUGUUCUACAAGGCCGAGGCCCACGUCGCUUCAGAACACGCCGGUAAGAUCCUAUGGGACCACGGGUUGACGCCCGUCUACGUCAGCGACAACCCCGUCCUGAACGCCCAACACGUCGUCUUCGAGGCCGCCAAGGCCUACCGAUACGGCCUGCCCUACCACGCCGCCUUGGCCAGCGUGACUACAGCCCCGGCAGACCUGCUCGGCCUCGGCCAGAGGUUGGGCAAAGUCAAGCCCGGGUACGACGCCGACCUCGUUGUUUGGGACAGCGACCCGCUCAGCGUCGGCGCCACCCCGUUGCAGGUGUGGAUCGACGGAUACGCUCAGUUUGAAGACCCGGUCGAGCUUGAUAAUAAACCAGUAACGAAUCCCAUCACCCCGGAUGAGAGGCUGGGCGAAUCUGCGGAAGAGACUGAACAAGUCUUCCAAGACGUUAUCUUCACUGGUGUCACCAAGAUUCUCCUCCGAUCCUCGACGAUAGAAAGACGACGAACAACCAACGUCGUCGUCACAGGCGGUGAGAUCAUCUGCAUUGGAACCUGUACUUCCCGAAUAGAAGCGGCACCCUCGCAUCGCAUCAUACACCUCAAGAACGGGUAUCUGGUCAAGGCUUUCACUGCAUUUGGCGCUACCAUCGGGCUGAAUGCUAUAGACUACGAGCGCGACACGGACAACGGUUUCAACCCUAAGGAGUUUAGCCGCGCCAUCGACGGCCUGACCCUCGACAACAAGAAGCUCCAUGCCGCCCACAAAUACGGCAUCACCAAGGCCAUCUCGGCACCCCGAUUCAUGAGCGCACUAUCGCACUACGGAACGAGCGUCGGCUUCGUGACGGAUGCGCAGCACGCGCUGGAGAAGGAUGCCGUCUGGUUGGAGGACGUCGCCGUUCACUACACCGUGACGCUGGGUGCCAAGUCCGACGCCCAGCCUUCCAUCUCCGGCGUCUUUUCGACUCUGCGGAAAUCACUUUUGAAAGCCGCCGCCUCCGUCUCGUCCCGUGGGGAGGAAAAGGAGGAGGAGGAGACCGCGGAACCAUACUCCGAACAAGCCUACCUUAGAAAGGUCGUCAAGGGGGAGCUUCCGUUAGUCCUCACCGCGCACAGCGCCGAUGUUAUUGCGGCGGCAUUGCGGCUCAAGGACGACGUGGAGAAGGCUCUCGUCCGCAAGGCUUCCGACUCGUCGUCGUCGUCGUCGUCGUCACCGGCACGGAUGCGACUGGUAAUCCUAGGUGGGGCCGAGUCUCACCUCGUGGCUUCCGAACUGGCCGCCGCCGAGGUGGGCGUCGUCCUCGCUCCGUUCCAAUCUUUCGCUACCUCCUGGGACCAGCGCCGUGCCCUGACCGGCGCGCCUCUCACCAACGGGACCGCCAUCGACGCCCUCCUGGAUGCGGGCGUGGUGACGGCCAUCGGGCUGGAGGAGGAUUGGCUCGUGCGCGACCUUGGCUUGUUGGCGGGGAUUGCGUUGAAGAAUAGCGGGGGGAGGCUGGACGAGAUGACGGCGUUGGAUUUGGUGUCCAGGAACAUUUAUACCAUGCUGGGUAUUGAGGAACCGAAGACGGUGCGGUUUGUCGUUUUUGAAGGGAGUCCGCUGGAGAUUGAUGGGAGGGUUCGCGCUGUGAGUGGACGGGGGCAGGUGUCGGUGUACAUGCGGCAGUAGCUGUUCGCUUUAAUGUGAGGUCUAGCCUUUUUGGAUAUCUGGACGUCUUGAAAAAUACAUAACAACCAACCGGGGCUCGUUUCGUUGAGGCUACGAUGACAGGAUCCCUCGUGAUGCGCAUUACUAAGUUGCCGAGUCACGUCACACGAGGUUACUGUCGCUAUUAG